Aspergillus eucalypticola CBS 122712 is the source of this 423-nucleotide messenger RNA. RefSeq lists its product as uncharacterized. The record is from RefSeq and is a predicted model, not a curated record. The transcript has a single exon. The coding region runs from base 165 to 389 and encodes 74 amino acids. NCBI's taxonomy places the organism in Eukaryota, Fungi, Ascomycota, Eurotiomycetes, Eurotiales, Aspergillaceae.
CGUUUCGAAUCGUGGAGUAAGGAGAAGGAGGAGAGCGCGGGUGGGAAAAAAGAAAAUGAGAUACUCCACGGGGCGAUAAUUUAUGAGCGGAAUCAAGAGUAAAAUAAGACAAAAAUAAAAUUUGAAUAGGAGAAGAAAAGUCUCUACACACAAAAGCCCCCUCGAUGUAUCAUGCCUUUGGGAGGUCCAGUGUUGGUGCGAUUUGGAAGUCUGGGGAGGGUGUCGAGACCGCGUGGUGUGUUAACGAUCCAAGUGCGCUAGGAGCCUUGAGCGCAACGGCAAGCCAGGGCCCCUGCAAGUUCAUAACCUCAGCAUGCUCCCUCGGGCGGGAUCGGUCGAUCAAGACUGGGGGUGGCGUGCCUGGGGAAGAGGGAGAGAAAAGAAUCUGAGGGGGUAAGGCCAGGCAAGAUGGGUGGGUGGAGG